CAGGUGAGAGAAUGUUGUACCAAUCAAGGUGCAAGGCGGCAAAGGAAACUGCCAAGGCACAUGUGUUGGCUGGUUUGCAAAGGAGCGAAGCAAAUACGCGUGACACAAUUUCCAUUACUCAAUUGAUUACGCCCAACAGGUUCACUACCCGACAAAUCUGAUGCAGUCAGGCCCAAUAUUUUUUAAAGCAUGCAGAAAGUGUAGUAUUUUUGGAGUUAAUGUCGAGGGAUUUGCUCACAAGUUAACUAUUUAAGAGAUGAAGGCAUAACAACUUGGAAAGGUGCCAAUGAAGUAGUUAGCAUGAUCCAUCACUUCUUGGAGAACUAUGGGGUGGGAGAGAAACACUUGAUCAUAAAUGCAGACAAUUGUUGUAGGUAGAAUAAGAACAAUUGUAUGAUUCAAUAUUUAAUGUGGAGGGUCAAUCGAGGGUUACAUACCUAAUUCAUGCUUUCCUUUCUUAUUGCUGGGCACACCAAGUUUUCUGUUAAUUGGUGUUUUGGCCUUUUUAAGCGGGAAUUCAGCUGGACAUGCAUUAGUGAUGACAGAAAGAAGUACCUCUUCAAAGAAGUUAGGCAAUUCUGUAGACAAGGGACAGAGGAACUAGUUUGUCCUGAUCCUGAAAUCUAGAUAAAUUGAUUAAUGUAAAAGGCCAAUAUUAUUUGUUAGUGUCAUUUCGAUGGUACAGAAUAAUGUCUCGUUCUUUUUUAAAAAAAAAUUUGUAUUUAAAAUUGCCAAUAAUAAAAUGUUUACCUUGAUAUCAAAUACAUAUUGUUGAGAUAAUAAAAUACAAGUUGUUGGUUUGAUAAUUUGUGGAAAACUUAUUUUCCAAAGACAGAUCUUACAGUACAGGCCCUGUCUCUU
Messenger RNA from Anneissia japonica, 861 nucleotides. RefSeq lists its product as uncharacterized. The record is from RefSeq and is a predicted model, not a curated record. The coding region runs from base 445 to 627 and encodes 60 amino acids. The transcript is spliced from 2 exons. Lineage: Eukaryota; Metazoa; Echinodermata; Crinoidea; Comatulida; Comatulidae.